Molecule: messenger RNA, 1173 nt
Organism: Eremothecium cymbalariae DBVPG#7215
Lineage: Eukaryota; Fungi; Ascomycota; Saccharomycetes; Saccharomycetales; Saccharomycetaceae
Gene: MNN9
Product: mannosyltransferase complex subunit MNN9
Exons: 1
Coding region: 1-1173 (390 amino acids)
Biological process (GO): cell wall mannoprotein biosynthetic process; protein N-linked glycosylation
Cellular component (GO): mannan polymerase complex
Molecular function (GO): alpha-1,6-mannosyltransferase activity
Source: RefSeq, a predicted model, not a curated record
AUGUCUCUUUCAUUACUCGUUGUUCGUCUGAGAAGGUCACCUUUGGCUAUUAUUUUAUUUCCGAUAGCGUCAAUAGCUCUAUUCUAUUUCCUCUUCUUUUCUCACGAUAGUUCAUUGUUGGGAAUUGAUGGUUCGGUAGAGAACCAUCGAUGGGCACAUGAGAGGGAAAACACUUACUAUUUCCCUCAUUCCAGCAAGUUCAAGAGUCCUAAAUAUUCAUACAGAUACAAAGGUAACCGAUUUUUUGGUGAUAAAGCAGGACUUCACAUUUCCGAGGGACGUAUAAUGAAGUAUGAUAUGAAUACAUUGACGACGACAUCUUCUCCGUUGGCCAACAAGGAGAUAGUGUUAAUAUUGACUCCUAUGCAGAAGUUUCAUGAUAAAUACUGGGAGAAUUUGCUAUCGUUAACAUAUCCGAGAAAGUUAACACAGUUAGGUUUUAUCAUUCCGAGAACGCCUACAGGUGAUGUGGCGAUGAAGAGGCUAGAGGAUGCGGUGAAGAAAGUUCAGUCUGGUAAGGAGAAUCAGCGAUUUUUGAAGAUUACAAUUUUGAGGCAAGAUUCGCAGUCAUUCAAUAAGCUUGAUGAAAAGGAGAGGCAUGCGUUUAAUGUGCAGAAAGAGAGACGUGCUGCAAUGGCAUUAGCUAGAAACGAAUUAGUAUUUUCCACAAUUGGUCCAAGCACUUCUUGGAUCUUGUGGCUCGAUGCAGAUAUAGUUGAGACCCCUGCGACAGUAAUACAAGAUAUGGCAGCUCAUGAUAAGGCAAUUCUUGCGGCGAAUGUAUUCCAACGUUACAUCGAUGACCAAAACCAGGAGAAUAUCAGACCUUAUGAUUUUAAUAAUUGGCAAGAGAGCCAGACUGGUUUGGAAAUAGCGGCUUCAAUGAAGGAUGAUGAGAUUAUUGUGGAAUCUUACCAUGAGAUUGUCACUUACAGACCACUAAUGGCGAAGUUAUAUGAUCCUAAUGGGUCGCCUUCUGCCGAGAUGUCAUUGGAUGGUGUCGGUGGUGGGUGCACAUUAGUGAAAGCACAGGUACAUAGAGAUGGUGCAAUGUUCCCUAAUUUCCCAUUCUAUCACUUGAUUGAAACGGAAGGAUUUGCCCAUAUGGCUAAAAGAUUAAAUUACGAAGUAUUUGGGUUACCAAACUACCUAGUGUAUCAUUUCAAUGAAUAG